AUGGCUCCCACUGUGUUGGCCGGUCUCUUUCCCCUGAGUGUCUGUCUCCUGCUGACAUCUGGCCCCACCGAGGCAGGCAGGCUGCUGGUGGUGCCCAUGGAUGGGAGCCACUGGUUCACCAUGAGCUCAGUGGUGGAGCAGCUGAUCCACAGAGGGCACGAGUUAGUGGUGGUCAUGCCAGAAGUGAGUUGGUAUCUGAAGAAAUCUUUGAAUUUUACAGCCAAAACCUACUCCCUCCCUUACUCUCUGGAGGAUUUGAAUCAUGAAAUGAAAAUUUUUGCUGACCAUCAAUGGAAAAUUCGGGACAAGAAUUUGAUUUCUUUAUUGACAAGCUCAUCCAGCAAAAUUUUUGAUUAUCUUUUCUCACACUGCAAGAGUGUGUUUGACGACAGGAAGCUAGUGAAAUACUUGGAAGAGACUUCUUUCGACGCGGUGUUUCUAGAUCCUUUUGAUAUGUGUGGUCUGAUUAUAGCCAAGUACCUGUCCCUUCCCUCUGUGGUCUUUACCAGGGGAGGAUUUUGCCAUUAUCAGGAUGAAGGGACGCAGUGCCCGAGUCCCCUGUCUUAUGUCCCUAGAGCACUCUUAGGUUUCUCGGAUACCAUGACUUUCUGGGAGCGAGUGCAGAAUCUCCUCUUCCACAUGGAAGAACAUUUAUUUUGCCACUAUUUACUGAAAGUGGCGGUAGAUAUUGCCUCUGAGAAUUUGCAGACCACCAUCACCCCCUAUGACCUCCACAGCCACGUGUCCAUGUGGUUGUUACGAACUGAUUUUGUGUUGGACUAUCCCAGACCCGUGAUGCCCAACAUGAUCUUCGUCGGAGGCAUCAAUUGCCAUGCGGGAAAUCCCCUGACAGAGGUAAGCCCCACGCCUGAGCAGAGAAGAAUCCGGCCAUCAGUGCUGUACUUCUCUCUCUAA
Molecule: messenger RNA, 915 nt
Organism: Sorex fumeus (smoky shrew)
Lineage: Eukaryota; Metazoa; Chordata; Mammalia; Eulipotyphla; Soricidae
Product: UDP-glucuronosyltransferase 1A10-like
Exons: 1
Coding region: 1-915 (304 amino acids)
Molecular function (GO): UDP-glycosyltransferase activity
Source: RefSeq, a predicted model, not a curated record